Molecule: messenger RNA, 657 nt
Organism: Acanthosepion pharaonis
Lineage: Eukaryota; Metazoa; Mollusca; Cephalopoda; Sepiida; Sepiidae
Source: the annotation of a GenBank genome assembly
AUGUUAGUUGCUUUUGUAUGGCUUCCGUGUACGGUUCGCUGCUUAGAGGCAACUAAGCAGACAUAUUGCUUUUCCUCUCUCUCUCUCUCUCUCUCUCUCUCUCUCUCUCUCUCUGAUAUACAAAUGCCAUUCUCUCUCUCUCUCUCUCUCUCUCUCUCUCUCUCUCUUCAUUUAUUUCUCUUUUCAUCAUUUUCUUUUUUUUUUCUUUCAACCGCUUUUUAUUCAUUUUCAAGUGAAUCAUGUUCAUCAGCAUAUUUUUCUUCUCCUCCUCUUUCUCCAUCUAAUAUCUUCACUUUUCUCCCUUUCUUUCGGCCUACUUUCUUUUCUUUCCUACUUUAUGAGAUGCCUUCUUUUAUUUUAUUUCCAUUUUUCUUUUCUUUCUCUUCUCCAAAACCUGGUCAUAAUCAAUUCAAAUCAUUCUUAUUUUCUCUUCUCUCUAUCUUUGUGCUUCUUAUCUUAGUUUUCUUUUCUCUAUCUUGUUUAACCUCUCUCUCUCUCUCUCUCUCUCUCUCUUCUCAUUCAAUUUAUACCAUUUUCAUUUGCGCUACACUCGCUCUCCCUUCUAUUCUAUUUUUAUUUUAUCUUUUCUCUUUUCUUUUUUUACGCAUCCCUCCUUCUUUCCUUCACUCCAUCUCUUUCAUUUUUCUCUUUUAUUGA